This is a messenger RNA of Rhinocladiella mackenziei CBS 650.93, 1224 nucleotides long. RefSeq lists its product as uncharacterized. Gene Ontology annotation, biological process: glucose metabolic process; beta-D-galactose catabolic process via UDP-galactose, Leloir pathway. The coding region runs from base 1 to 1224 and encodes 407 amino acids. Gene Ontology annotation, molecular function: carbohydrate binding; aldose 1-epimerase activity. The record is from RefSeq and is a predicted model, not a curated record. NCBI's taxonomy places the organism in Eukaryota, Fungi, Ascomycota, Eurotiomycetes, Chaetothyriales, Herpotrichiellaceae. The transcript has a single exon.
AUGUGGUCAACACUCAUCAAUGUCCUCCUGACCCCAACCGUUGUUCUGCCUGUCCUAGGCCAAACCAGCACCAGACCCGCUAGUGCGACUGGCACCGUCAACCCUUUCGCCCUGUAUACCUUGACAGCGGAAAAUAUCACGGCUAAAUUUAUUCCCUACGGUGCCCGCCUUACUUCUCUCCUAGUCCAGGAUCGUGAUGGCAAUGAACAAGACGUGGUGGUGGGCUAUGACAACGCAUCCCAAUAUCUGGCAGACACGGAGACAAAUCACACAUAUUUUGGCCCAAUUGUAGGUCGCUAUGCCAAUCGUAUCAAGAAUAGCACUUUUACUUUGAACGGCCAAACCUAUCAUAUACCGGCCAAUGACCACGCCGGCGCCGACACUCUCCACGGAGGCACGAUCGGAUACGAUCAAAGAAAUUGGACAGUGGUGGCUGCUUCAAGGUCAAGCAUUACCUUUAGUCUCCUUGAUACGGGCUUCCAAGGAUUUCCAGGCACGGUGUUGACGACGGCAACCUACAGUCUCGGGACCUUUCCCAGUGGUGCUCAAGGAGAAGUGCGUCCGAGAUUGACGAGUACUAUGAUUUCUCAAGCUCUCGACCAAGAGACGCCCAUCAUGCUUGCGAAUCACAUCUAUUGGAACUUGAAUGCCUUCAAGCAAGCAACCAUAUUGAACGACACCACCCUGUGGAUGCCUUAUUCUGACCGGUACAUCGUGGUUGAUCCUAUUUUGAUCCCAACCGGUGCUUUAGGAUCGGUCUCGAAUUACCAGACUCUUGACUUUACCUCACCCAAGUUGCUAGGAACAGCGGUUAAUAAUGCCACCGGUACUUGUGGCGCAGGCUGUCAAGGAAUCGAUAACGCAUUCAUUCUCGACAGGCCCGCCAAUGCAGGUUCGACAUCACCCAACUUCCCAGUGCUCUCACUUUGGUCAGAAACCACGGGCAUUCAAAUGGACGUGUCCACGAAUCAGCAAGGAGUUCAAAUCUAUAGCUGCAACGGUCAGAAUGGAACCAUUCCAGUCAAGCAGAGUCAGCAGGAAAGAAACGAUGGUACCCGAACCGCAGCUAGAUUUGUCAACAAAUGGGGAUGCCUGGUAAUUGAGACGCAGGCGUGGAUUGAUGGUAUCAAUCAUCCUGAGUGGGGAAUUAGUGACUAUGAGCUCUUUUCUCCUACCACUGGCCCAGCGAUGAAUUAUGCGACUUACGAUUUCUCGACAUUUUGA